Drosophila innubila is the source of this 8096-nucleotide messenger RNA. RefSeq lists its product as uncharacterized. The record is from RefSeq and is a predicted model, not a curated record. Gene Ontology annotation, biological process: negative regulation of transcription by RNA polymerase II. Gene Ontology annotation, cellular component: chromatin. Gene Ontology annotation, molecular function: transcription corepressor activity. The transcript is spliced from 12 exons. Lineage: Eukaryota; Metazoa; Arthropoda; Insecta; Diptera; Drosophilidae. The coding region runs from base 886 to 7407 and encodes 2173 amino acids.
CUAAAUGUAGUGUUGGCAUUCAGAACCACGCAACGUUGCACGAGUCGAGUUGUGUGAGUGUGUGAGUUUCUGUGUGUGCCUGUGUGCGUGAGAGCAUACAUAUGUGAAGUUUAUAAAGAAGCGUAGUUUUGUGGAGGCGCAUUUUACGUGCGGAGCAUACAAAAUAUUCGUAGGCGUUGGAGCUUCGUCAGCAGCGGGAGUAGAAGCAUAAAAUCGAUUCCAAGUGCAUACAUCAUACAUAUGUAUGUGUAUAUAUGUGUGUGUGUGUGUGUUUAUUGCAUAUGUAAGAAGAAGAGGCUCACGCGCUUCUUUUUUCCCUGCGAAAGCUAAAAAAUCAUUUAAUUGAGAAAUACAAUAUACAAAAGAUGUUUUACCUUGUGGCGUGUUUCUGAUAUUUCGUGACUUUGUAACUUGAAAUCAGUGACUGCGACGUCGACAAAAGAGAGUGAUAGAGAGAGAGAGUGUGAAACGCAACUGAGACGUGGCAGCGGUAAAAGAAGAAGCUUUAAGGUAAAAUUUGAUAAAAGUUCAAUUUGAGAUUUGUUGCCUGCCGCUUAAGCGGACUGGCUGCGUCCAUAUCCAAAUGCAUAGACAACAACCAGGAGAGGGACAACAAGAAGAACAACAUAUGUUGCAUAUACGAGCAGAAGAAGAAACGCUGCAGUCGAAUUACAGUUACCAGUUAAGAGCACGACCGUUUGUUGCCUACUACAUACGCUCGUAGAGGGAGAGCGAAUCCUGAUCUGAUCCACUUCAACAUAUUAAGUAGAGCACACCAAAACAAACAAAAUAACAACAGAAAAGACAAAAACAAGAGAAAUCAAACAAAUAAGAGAAAGAGGAGAGAGAGAGAGCAGUCAAUCAACUCAAAAUCCCACUCCAAGCAUGAUGAAACGCACUCGCAUUGAUGAAGUCCAAUUUGGGACGCGCACCGGUCCCGGACCGGGUGGAGGUGUUGGCGGGGUUGGAGGCGUAUCAGGUGCAAAUAGCGGGACAACCAGUGUGGGUGUUAACACAGCUGGUGGAGUAGGAGGAGGCGGCGUUACCAUUGGCACAGUGGUACCAAAUGCCCACAGCGCCACAAUUAGUGGCAUUGGAUCCAUACAUCAUCGGAUAUUGACGCCACAACAUGGCGGGGCGCAGACCAUUGCCUAUUUGCCGUCCACAACGCCGACGGGGGCAACGAAUCUGAAAACAACGAGCAGCAUUGUCGACAGCAGCGUCAGCACUGGCGCCCAAACCAACGCUGUCGGUGGCGUUGUCGUCUCCACAGGCAGCGCUGCCACACAAACCUUGCAGUAUACCACAUCUUAUAGUGUCGCUUCCAUCCAAGCGGGUGGCACUCUCAAGGCCACACUAGCCGACGGCAAUGCGGUGCCGCUGCACGUCACUGGAGGAGGAGGAGGAGCCACUGCAGCUGGAGCUGGAGGUGGAUCCCAGACAGUGUCGAGCAGUUGCCAGACGGGCACGUUGCGGCAACGCACAAUUAGUGGCACCCAAACCCAGAAUGCCACCAGUGGCAGUCUGACCACAACAGCACAGCAAACGCAACCACCGACACAGCAAACACCGCCGAAUGGACCAGUUGGUGGUGCAAUUGGAGCUGCAGCUGGAGCAGGAGCUGGAGGUGGUGCUGGCAACAGUACACCACCGCAGGGACAGUCGGCGGGUGGCGGCGGCAGCGCUGCACCGCGUCUUAAAGUGGAGGACGCGUUGAGCUAUCUGGAUCAGGUUAAAUACCAGUAUGCGGAUCAGCCGCAGAUAUACAACAAUUUCCUGGACAUUAUGAAGGAGUUCAAGUCGCACUGCAUCGACACGCCGGGAGUGAUUGAGCGCGUCUCCACGCUAUUCAAGGGUCAUGCGGAGCUCAUCUAUGGCUUUAACAUGUUUCUGCCGCCCGGCUAUAAGAUUGAAAUGCAACACGAUGCGCUUGGCUUCUCUGUGCCAGUUGUCUCCAUGCCCUCGCCACCUGGUGCACCCACCAGCACCGGCACGGUCCACAUGAUCGCUGCCGCCGGCAACAGUCCGUUGGCGAGCAGCGUGAAUGCGCACACGACACUCAAGCCGUUGACGCAGACGCAGACAGGACCAGGUGGUGCAGGUGCGGGUGGUGCAGCUGCCGCGGCUGCUGCAGCUGUCGCACAAAUUCAAACGGCUGGUGCCGUCAAUUUGAUGACACAUGGUGGCGCCUCGCUCACCCAAACGACAAUUCAUGCCCUGCAACCGGCUGUUGCUGCUGCUCAGUCACCUGGAGGCCAUGUGCAUGUGACAAGCAGCUCAGCAGCACCGCCACCAGUUGCAGGAGGAGUUGGAGUCGGUGUUGGUGUUGGUGUUUCUGUCUCGGCGCAUAAUAUCCCACAGAAUUACUCGAGAGAUCGAGGCGAGCAGCGUGCAACGAUAACACCAACGGGACCUGGUCAAGUAGUGGCUGCAUCUGUGCCGGCGCCAGGUGGUGCCAGCAUUGUGGUUGGCGGUGGGCCACCGACGCCGAAUUCAUUGAGUGAGCUCAGUCCACACGCGGGACCAGCGGCACAGCACAAUUUGCACCACAUCCAGCAGGCACAUCAGUCGCUGCUCCUGGGCGAGGCGACGGGACAACAGAAUCAGCCGGUGGAAUUCAAUCACGCCAUAACCUAUGUGAAUAAAAUCAAGAAUCGUUUCCAAAGCCAGCCGGCCAAGUACAAGAAAUUCCUCGAGAUUCUACAUGCCUAUCAGAAGGAACAGAAGGUGAUGAAGGAGGGCAGCGGUGGUGGCACCACCAUGAAUCAAGGCAAAAUGCUCACCGAGCAGGAGGUCUACACGCAGGUGGCCAAACUCUUUGGCCAGGACGAGGAUCUGUUGCGUGAAUUUGGACAGUUUCUGCCGGAUGCCACCAAUCAUCAGUCGUCAGCUGCCGCUGCUGCUGCCGCCCAAUACAUGUCCAAGUCGGCGCUCCACAACGAUCAUCACAACAAGCAGCAGCAGUCGCAUCAGCAACAGCAGCGCACCACAACAACGGCCACUUUGAGUGGUGGUGCCCACAUCAGCAUGUCAUCUGCCUCGCCGUCGGCAUCGGUGCCCAACAGCAGCUCCCCCCUGCACCUAAACAGCGGGGCAACGAUCUCGCAGAUCGAUAGCAGCAGUGCACAUGCCCAUGCCGCUGCCAUUGGCAACUUGUCGGCGGUCAACACGAGUGUGAGCAUCAAAUCCUGUGCCGUACAGCAGAACCACAUCAUUAGCAGCAGCAGCAGCAUCUUUGAGAAGGAGUAUCAUGGACUGGGGCAACAACAACAACAGCAGCUGCAGCAACAGCAGCAGCAACAUCGUGGAUUGCCGCCACAUCAUCAUUUGUCCGGGGGAACACCUCCUGGUGGUGGAGUGCGUGGCACAGGAGCAGCAGCUGGUGUCAUUGGCGCCGCUGUGAUGGAUCAGCGCAAUAAUCAUCAUGCCCAGAAGUAUGUGGCACAGCAUCCUCAUCAGAAUAUGUCGCAAAAGAAGUCACCCAGCUAUGGUGGCAUCUCGAAUGCCAAUAUGCCGCUUCAUCAUCAUCUCAGCGACAAUUCCCUGGAUCGCAAUUCCCCAAAUAUUGCCAGCUAUGUGACACCACCUCAGCUGCCCGCACAUCCGCACCACAAUGCACACAAUUCGAGCAGCAGCCGGCGGCAAGCGGUGGAUGAAUUGACGGCAGCAUCAAUUGCGGGACCAGGAGCUGGUCCUGGUGCUCUUAGUACAGGCGGACCUCCACCAGCGAAGCGGCCAAAGCCAUAUUGUCGGGAUGUUAGCUUCUCGGAGGCAUCGCGCAAGUGCAGCAUCUCGGAUGCGGCAUUCUUUGACAAGGUGCGCAAGGCGUUACGCAGUCCCGAGGUCUACGACAAUUUCUUGCGCUGCUUAACGCUCUUCAAUCAGGAGAUUGUCUCGAAGACGGAACUUCUCGGCUUGGUAUCGCCGUUCCUGGUCAAGUUUCCCGAUCUGUUGCGUUGGUUCACCGACUUUUUGGGUCCCCCAAUGUCCGGACAGAUUGGUGGCGCAGGUUCAGGAGCCGGUGGCCUAAUCGAUGGCAUGCCCCUGCCUGCCACACAGCGUCAGGGCAGCAACAGCAGCUCCCACGAUCGGGCGAGCAGCCAUCAGAGCACGGAUUAUGUCCAGGAUGUGGACUUAUCACUCUGCAAGCGACUCGGCGCUUCCUAUUGUGCUCUGCCCCAAUCCUCAGUUCCCAAGAAGUGCAGCGGACGCACUGCGCUUUGUCGAGAGGUGCUCAACGAUAAAUGGGUCUCAUUCCCAACGUGGGCCAGUGAAGAUUCAACAUUUGUCACCUCACGAAAGACACAGUUUGAGGAGACCAUCUACAGGAAUAUUCACAGAACGGAGGACGAGCGUUUCGAACUGGAUCUUGUGAUUGAGGUGAACAGUGCCACAAUUCGUGUGCUGGAGAAUGUGCAGAAGAAGAUGUCUCGGAUGUCACCAGAGGAGUUGGCCAAAUACCAUUUGGAUGAUCAUUUGGGUGGCACAUCCCAGACAAUUCAUCAGCGCGCCAUUCAUCGCAUUUACGGCGACAAGUCCGGUGAGAUAAUCCAAGGCAUGAAAAAGAAUCCCUCGGUGGCGGUGCCCAUUGUGCUCAAGCGGCUUAAGGUCAAGGAGGAGGAAUGGCGGGAUGCCCAAAAGAGCUUCAACAAACAAUGGCGCGAACAGAAUGAGAAAUAUUAUCUGAAAUCUUUGGAUCAUCAGGCAAUCAAUUUCAAGCCCAACGAUAUGAAGGCUCUACGCUCCAAGAGUCUCUUUAAUGAGAUUGAAACGCUGUACGAUGAGCGACAUGAUCAGGAGGAUGAUGCCAUGGAGGCGGCCGGGCCGCAUCUAAUCCUGCCAUACAAGGAUAAAACCAUACUGGACGAUGCGGCCAAUCUAUUGAUACAUCAUGUGAAGCGUCAGACUGGCAUCCAGAAGCAGGAGAAGCAGAAAAUCAAACAGAUUAUACGACAGUUUGUGCCUGAUCUUUUCUUUGCGCCCCGACAACCGCUCAGCGACGAUGAACGUGAUGACGCCUUUCAAUUUUUGGUAGAUGACACUAAAAUGGAAGUCGAUUCGCCGAUAAGUCGCGCCCCCAAAGGCGUCGGCACGCCUAGCGAGAGCGCCUCCCCGGCGCGCAGCAAUGCGAGCAGCAGCAGCAGUAGCGGUGGCGCCACCAACAUCAAUGCUGGUGGCAGUAGUGGACCAGCUGUGGCUGCCAUUAAAAAGGAGUCGGAGGAAUCCACGAAAGCGCUGUCAACAUCAACGUCGGCAACGGCAACAACGACAGCAACAACAUUGACCGAUGAUGCAACGCCGUCGACAUCAACAGCAGCAGCUGCAGCAGCUUCAUCAUCAGCUGGCAACAUUGAUGUCAAGGAAAAGUCUGAGUCCGAUGAGGCAGCAACAACAACAGCUACAACAACAACGACAGCUAACGCUGGCAAUAAAACCAACAACAACAACAGCAAUGUCUCGACAACUGGCGCAAGUCCAAGACGAGUCGAUGAUGGAGCAGGAGCGGAAGCAGGAGCAGCGACAACAACAACAACAGCAUCCAGCAGCGAUGUGAAUGUCAAGCAGGAGCAAGGAGACUUUGCGAAUCCUUCGAUGUUGCCAUCGCACGCUCAAGGACAACGUGAGAACGAAUCGUAUUCGCUGUUCUUUGCCAACAACAAUUGGUAUCUGUUCCUGCGCCUGCACGCCAUCCUCUGCGACCGUCUCCACGUGAUGUACGAGCGAGCGCGUCUCCUGGCCAUCGAGGAGGAGCGGUGUCGUGUGAACCGACGGGAAAGUACGGCAACGGCAUUGAGGCUGAAGCCCAAGCCGGAUGUCCAAGUGGAAGACUAUUAUCCGACGUUCCUCGACAUGCUGAAGAAUGUGCUCGAUGGCAACAUGGAUUCGAAUACCUUUGAGGACACGAUGCGUGAAAUGUUUGGCAUCUAUGCCUACAUAUCCUUUACCCUCGAUAAGGUUGUUUCGAAUGCUGUGAGACAGCUGCAAUACUGCGUCACGGAACGGGCCGCCCUCGACUGCGUGGAACUCUUUGCCGGCGAGCAGCGACGUGGCAGCACUGGAGGCUUCUGUCGCGAUGCCCACAAGAGCUACGAGCGGGAGAUGGGCUAUCAGCGGAAGGCCGAGAGCAUUCUCAAUGAGGAGAACUGCUUCAAAGUGUACAUUUAUAAGAUUGAUUGUCGAGUCACCAUCGAACUGCUCGAUUCCGAGCCCGAGGAAGUGGAGAAGCCAGCGGCGUUAAAGGCGCAAAAGUUUAGCAAAUAUGUUGAACGAUUGGCGAAUCCAGCGAUGGGCGCCGGGGGAGGAAACGGAGGCGGAGGAGGUGCCAGCAAUGCUGCCUCUGGCAAUGACAACAACAUGGAUACAACGGACAUCAAGACGGAGGAGGAAGAGGAAAACGCCGAGCUGGUGCGUGGGGCACGUAAAGCGCGCUUUCUGCUGCGCAACAAGCGUCGAUCGCAGCUGCACGAGGAGCAAGUGCGUCAGCUCUUUGAACAGAAACGGAUCUGCGGUGGAAGUGGCAUAGUUGCAACCGAAGCGAAUGCAACUGCAACUCCAGUUGCUGCUGCUGCAACUGCGACUGCGACAGCAACUGACACAACGGCAACUGCCAACAUCAAUAACAAUAAUAACAACAACAACAAUAAUAACAAUAACAACAACAACAGCUGGAAUAAACGUGCCCCAGAGAGAUUGGGUGCACCACAACUGGGACUGGCCGAGCAGUAUGCAUUCAACGAUCGCGACGAGAUCAGCACAAAUGCCAGCAACGGACGCUGCUUUGUGACCAGCAAGAAUCUCAAUCUACUCAAAUACGAUGCAGUGCGUCGUGCCAAGAAGAGUCAUUGCCGUGUCACGCAGGCCAAGUACACGCGGUUUCAGGGCUAUGUCAACAAGUGGCUGCAACAGCACGUCAGCGAGCAGUUGCAACAGCAUUGCAGCGACUGGUUGCUGGGCAAGACGCCGGAGCAGAUCAAUGCCAGCGGCUGGGGAGCCACAAGUAAAACCAAAUCGUUGCAACAGAAGGAUACGUCUAAGACGCCGUAUCGCAUCUACACGCGCUACAAGGUGCAACAAUCGGGCACCAGCAGCAGCAACAGCAACAUCACUGUUGCAACAGGAUCAACGGUUGCAGCAGCAACAACAGUUGCAACAACAGCUACAAUGCCAGCAACAGUUGCAACAGCAACUGCAAUUGUUUCAACCACACACUCAGUUGCCAACAAUACCACCAGCAACAGCAGUAGCAGCAACAACAUCACCAGCAGUGGCAUAAUAAACGCUGACACAACGACAACAGCAACAAGUGCACCACAACAGCAUUGCAACAGCGCUGCAGCAGCGGCUGCUGCUGCCACAGCCGGCAAUACAGAGUCGGGAUUGCAGCAAGUGCGACCAAUGGAAAGCUAACCGACAAUUGCACUUGCCACAAAAAGUGGAGCAGGAACAGGCACAGCUGUUGUUGCCGCAUGGCCAAAUGCAUUCAUGUGAAGAGCCUCACUGUAUUCUUCAAAGUGUUAAUAUAUUUAAAUUGUGAUAGCAGUUCCUGAACAUGUUGCAGACGGGAACGAGGUCAGCAAGCCUUGGCUUUAUCCGGGCUAUUAUUGACUAUUAGCAUAGAUCGAACGCAAUUCAUAAAUUGGCAACACAAAAAACCAACUAGAUUCGGGUUCAGAUUCGGAUCAUCGCGAUAACAAAGCUCUUUUUCACUUUGUACAAAAGUCAUUUAAAUUAUAGGCGUAGUAUUGCUCCUAAUAAGAAAUUUUAUAGGCUUACUACCAACAUCUUAAGUAUCGUUUAAUGUUAGUUUAUUAUUAAACGGCAGCGUUUCUAGUUAAUAAGCAAUUAAUAAACACACACACAUACACUUAGGCAGUCGUUUUGUGUCAAGUUAAUAUCGAGCGCCUGUUUAGCUUUAAGAUUUUAUGAAUACACACACACAACUUUUUAAUUUUACAAACAUUUAACGUAUUUUUAUACAAAACAAACCUUGUACAAUUCCUUGUGAAUACUAUUGAUUAUAUGCCUAAUUAUAAGUUUAUUCUAAGUUGUAAAAAAUCAAAUGAGCUAAUUAAAAAAAAAUCGUAUCAAAAAUGAAA